GCUGUUUCAAGUUGACAUCGCCGUACUUGAGGUUUGUCGUAAGCAUGCUGGGAGGGCUCGACCUCAGCCAUUUGCCGGCAUUUCCAAUCCUCAAUCCUUCAGUGCCCAGAGUUGAGUAUCCAUGUUCCGACCCAGUCUAUCCUGUCACAUCGUCAGCUCUUGCGGUUGUUGCCGGAGGUUGGAGAGCCUUCGGAUCGUCAUAGACCAGUCCUUUAUCCUUCAGAUCGUGCAACUUGCCGUUCACCGCGGUUGCGGAAGGCUUCCUUGCUUGACUUGAAUCAGAGCUAAAGUACUGAGCGAGGCUUUGUGAUGGUUCA
Aplosporella prunicola CBS 121167 is the source of this 317-nucleotide messenger RNA. RefSeq lists its product as uncharacterized. NCBI's taxonomy places the organism in Eukaryota, Fungi, Ascomycota, Dothideomycetes, Botryosphaeriales, Aplosporellaceae. The record is from RefSeq and is a predicted model, not a curated record. The coding region runs from base 45 to 203 and encodes 52 amino acids. The transcript has a single exon.